Molecule: messenger RNA, 561 nt
Organism: Panicum virgatum (switchgrass)
Lineage: Eukaryota; Viridiplantae; Streptophyta; Magnoliopsida; Poales; Poaceae
Product: PE-PGRS family protein PE_PGRS16-like
Exons: 2
Coding region: 1-561 (186 amino acids)
Source: RefSeq, a predicted model, not a curated record
AUGAGCCCGCGAGGGGAGCGGCGCCGAGACAGCCUCCGCACGCGCAUCAUCUCGCGCGGUGAGCACCACGGCGAGGAGGGAGGGCAGCGGCGUGAAGGGGCUGGCGGGAUCGACGGGGAGGGAAAGGAGGGCGCCACCGGCGGGGAGCGCGCCGUCGGUGAAGGCGGAGCGCGCCACCGGCGGCAGAUGGUGGUGUCGGCGGGGAUGUCGGGGCCGGCAGGGAGGGAGGGGAGGGCGGGGGCCGGCAAGACUGGCAGGGAGGGCACCACCAGCGGGGAGCGCGCCGUCAGUGAAGGCGGAGCGCGUCACCGGCGGCAGAUGGUGGUGUCGGCAGGGAUGUCGGGGCCGGCAGGGAGGGAGGGGAGGGCGGGGGCCGGUGGGACUGGCAGGGAGGGCGCCACCGGUGGGGACCCGGGAUCGAGGGGAGGCCACCGUGGGCGACGGCGGAACGGGCCACCGGCGGCCGCGGGUGGCACCUACGGGGACGGUUCCCUGCACAGGAGGGCGGCGGCAGUGGCCAAGAGGAGGUCCAUAAUAGAAGUUUCUGGAGCUGCAAAAUAG